This is a messenger RNA of Hippocampus comes (tiger tail seahorse), 4156 nucleotides long. RefSeq names its product proline dehydrogenase (oxidase) 1b (gene prodhb). The transcript is spliced from 15 exons. Gene Ontology annotation, cellular component: mitochondrion. The coding region runs from base 109 to 1902 and encodes 597 amino acids. The record is from RefSeq and is a predicted model, not a curated record. Gene Ontology annotation, molecular function: proline dehydrogenase activity; FAD binding. Lineage: Eukaryota; Metazoa; Chordata; Actinopteri; Syngnathiformes; Syngnathidae.
CACAGACACUCCCACUGAUGCAAAUGAGAACGCGGAUCUCCAUCGUGUGCGGUCGACGCUCCGGCGCGUUUCAUAACACGCCAGAGCUCGAUCCGGUGGUGUGCUCUCAUGUUGCCGGUAGCAGCAGUCACGCGAGCCCGGGCCGAGGUGCACCUCGGGCGGCUACUCACCGGCCGAAGACCGCGGCUCCCCCUGAGCGCCUCGGCGGUCAGCCAAGCCCAGCAGACGCAGGUGGACGUGGGAGCUCGACAUGUGCACUCAGAAGGACGUGGGGCUUGUUCGGGACGGGACAGCGGUGGGGUAUCUGUGGACUUUGAGCACACCCGGGAGGCUUAUAAGAGCAAGGACUCGUUGGAGCUCCUGAGAAGUCUGAUGGUUCUCAAGAUGUGCUCCUUUGACUUCCUGGUUGAUAAGAAUCAAGAGAUAAUGGAUUUCGGGAAGAAGGUGUUGGGUCAGAAAGCCUUUGAUCAGCUGAUGAAGAUGACGUUUUACGGGCAGUUUGUGGCCGGCGAGGAUCACAAGGCCAUCAGGCCGCUCAUCCAGAAGAACCUGGCCUUCGGUGUGGGCUCCGUGCUGGACUACAGUGUGGAGGAGGACAUCAGCCAGGGGGAGGAGCCACACCCAGCAAUGCGUUCAAGCGGCUCCCGUGCAGACAAAGGCGGCGGCGGCGACAGAGACACAUUUGGUGGAUCCCAAACGUAUUUCUAUGCAGAUGAGAGCAAAUGCGACCAACAUAUGGAAACAUUUCUUAAAUGUAUCCGGGCAUCUGGUGGGAGCUCAAUGGACGGCUUUUCUGCCAUCAAAAUGACCGCCCUGGGCCGACCUCAGUUCCUGCUCCAGCUCUCUGAGGUCCUCGUGAAAUGGCGACGAUUUUUCACCUUCCUCGCAUCCAAGCAGGAUCAAGAUGGCAUCGAUGUCUUGGAGCAAAAGUUGAACCUUAAACAGAUGCAGGAAUUUUUGAGCGGCGUGGGAGCAAAAGAUGACUUCUGCAGUGUGUUGACUGCACAGAAAAGGGAAACUUCAGGCACUAUUGACCUCCUAGAAUGGGAUCGCAUCUUUGAUGACAGAGCCAAUCUGGCGCAACUGCUUGUUGUCCCGAACGUUCAGCUCGGUGAACUGCAGCCUCUGCUGAAAGACUUCACCGCCGAGGAGGAGGGCCAAAUGAAGAGGAUAUUGCAGCGCAUGGAUACUUUAGCCCAGCAUGCAGUCAAGAAUGGUGUCCGCUUGAUGGUGGAUGCAGAACAGACCUACAUGCAGCCGGCCAUCAGCAGGCUAACACUGGAAAUGCAGAAGGUUUACAACAAAGACAAGCCGGUCAUCUUCAACACCUACCAAUGCUACUUGAAGGACGCUUUUGACAAGGUAACGUUGGAUGUCGAGUUAUCUCGACGCGAGGGCUGGCACUUUGCCGCCAAGCUGGUGCGAGGGGCCUACAUGCACCAGGAGCGGGAGAGGGCACUAGAAUUGGAUUAUGAGGACCCCAUCAACCCUGACUAUGAGACUACCAACGCAACGUACCACAAAUGUUUGGAUUACAUUCUGGAUGAGAUCGCCCUCCGCAGCAAGGUCAACGUCAUGGUGGCCUCCCAUAAUGAGGACACAGUGAAACACACGCUACAGAGAAUGAACGAGCUCGCUCUGUUGCCCAGGGAAAACAAAGUGUUCUUUGGCCAGCUUCUGGGCAUGUGCGAUCAGAUCAGCUUCCCGCUGGGCCAAGCAGGCUUUCCGGUCUACAAGUACGUCCCCUACGGCCCGGUGAAUGAGGUGAUGCCUUACCUGAGUCGGAGAGCCCAAGAGAACCGAGGCUUCAUGAAAGGCGCCCAAAAGGAGAGAGAGCUGCUGUGGAAGGAGCUGAAACGCAGAUUGGCCUCCAGGGAGUUUCUCUACAGACCCAUCUACUGAAAGCGGUCCGAAAUGAUGACGUCAACUGAAAUAAACGGCGUUGUUCAGUGAACCUAUGAAUGACAAAUGUGAUGAAUCACUGGGCCAAAUGAGCUGAUCUGACCGCAUCCGUACCCAUGGAAUCUCCCUGGCCACGCGGCAAUCUGAUGAGAGCCGACGAGUAAACAAAUGAGUCCUGGGAGUAAACACAACAGAUGGGACAGACGAUGACUAAUCUCACCGGCCUGAGCUGAGGCGCAGCGUACCACGGAAAAUAAAACGCAAUGGAGGGCUGGAAUGCAAAGUGUGUGACUGAAAAUGUGUAUAUUUCACACAGUGGACUCAAUCAUCUUCAAUCAUCUUCACUGCUUCAAAGUUAUUCAAAUCAUCUGCAUACUUUUGAUUCUUUUCCAGGCAGUCAUCAAUACUGAAAAGUUUGUUUUAGAGCAACUACUUUUCGCUGAGAGGGAAGCUGUCAAGGGGGCAAUACCGCGCCGAAGUCGAGGGCAACCCCAAACUUUGUUAUUUUAAUGAGCUUGGAUGCAAAAAAAGAAAAGGUAAUUGGUGGGACGGACUUAAUUAGCAAUGACAGUUAACGGCUCGGUGGCAGAGGGGUCAUCUAUCCCUGGCCAUUGUGACCAUUUCGAAGUGCCCUUGAGCAAGAUACUGAACCCCCAGAAGCUCCUGAUGCUGCGUCACCAGUACGUAACGGUGUGAAGCGCUUUGAGUCGUGCGAAGGUAGAACAUCGCAAUACAAGUAGCAGCCCAUUUCAUUCAGCUCAACUGAUAGCAAGCUUGCUAGUUAGCACCCAUGUGCUUAACUAGCCAGUCUUUCAAUAAUAACAUUAACUUCGUCUGAAUUUCAAAUACAUGUUUUUUUUUUUUUUUAAAUCAACGUGCCUGUUAAAAUGUAAAUUACACGAGACACAAUGGUGAAAGGGUUCAAAAGUGAUUAACCUAAGACAAGGAAACUGCAUCUAUACUCUCGUGACACUUAGCUAGCCUGUUAGCUUGCAUUUAGCACGGUUCACCGACUGAGCCCACAACUCAACAUAGCGGUUUCGAUUUUCAGAGUGUAAAAACAAAUAUGAUUUAGGUCAUGAAAGUAUACGACACACGUUGAGGUAAAUCUGCAUUUUGAAUGAGUUAUUUAACAGUUGGCCGUGUCAAAUGUUUACAUCAUCCUUACACGGUAGAUGACAAACGCUGAACGUCACACGCUGUCCCCCCCCCGAUACCUAAGUCUACGUUUCCGUGCCAAUGAGUGGCGCCCAUGUAUUAUAGAUCAUUAGACCACUUUCAUCUCCUCUCUUUGAGAUGCAUGCAGUUUUGCCUUUGAAAGCUAUCGGCACAGCUCAGCACGAAUUAGGCUCGAACGGAUAAAAGAAGAGCGCCUGCGUAGUUGAUGAAACGUGUCGAAGGGAAGUGCUCUCAAUCCAAUUUCCCACCUCUGUCCCCGAAACACAUGACAAACAUUUUUCUGUCAGAAAAAUAUUUCUUUGCGCUUCUAAAAUGUAUGUACGGUAUUCUAUUCAGUUCAUGUUAACAUCAUAUGAACGCUGCUGUAUGAAGACAAAAAUGGUCACCCUAUUUUUUUUUCUUACCCCCCCCCCCGUCCCCUCUUGCCCCCAGAAAAAGGUGUAUAUCAUAGAGUCCACAUUGAUCUCGAGUUUCAAACACAUGCAUCGAUUCUCCCGUCAUUUAUCAUGUCCGUCUCUUGGGGGUGAGAGAUGAUUUGGGGUGGCUCAGUGUUUUGGUCAUUAGUUUGGACUCGUGCAGCGCUGCGGUGGUGAAAAAUAACUCCGCUAUAUGAAGGCCACCUGUUGUUUUCAGAAGAAAUAUAACGACAUCCCACAACUGGAUGUCUUGGCGAACUGACUGAUGGGCGACAUGCAGGCGCUUGGUUGCUUGUCAAUUAAAGCUCCAAAUGGGCUUGGAGAAGACCAACAAGGUGUUGCCAGCUAAACUCGAAGUACGGAGAUAACUGACCGACUCAUGAGAAUGCUGCGCAAGAAACAGCGGGGGAGGGACAAGAAGGAGCUGAUUGAUUGAUGUGUCACAAUCAGACGGGAAGCACAAAAGGACAUUUUUAACCUGAAGGAGUCCUUCAAAUAGUCACCCUCAUUUGCCUUUUUUUUGAAUGACAGUUUUAUAUUGAGUCUGUAAGCCUUUUUUUCUUGUCAGGCCAAGUACUGUAAAUGCUUUUAUCGACCUGUGCUUAUAAAAGCAAACAUACUGUACAAAAAAGUUUCCCCUUUUCAAUAUUGGAAAAAAA